This is a messenger RNA of Manacus vitellinus (golden-collared manakin), 1080 nucleotides long. Its product is annotated as endophilin-A2. Lineage: Eukaryota; Metazoa; Chordata; Aves; Passeriformes; Pipridae. The annotation marks the transcript as partial. Gene Ontology annotation, cellular component: presynapse; cytoplasm; glutamatergic synapse. Gene Ontology annotation, molecular function: protein binding. Gene Ontology annotation, biological process: synaptic vesicle uncoating. The record is from RefSeq and is a predicted model, not a curated record. The transcript has 6 exons.
CCCUCCCUCCCUGUUUUCCCUCUCCCUGUUUUCCCUGUCUCCCUGUUUUCCCGGGCAGGCGACGCUCUGCUGGACGCGGGUGAGUCCAUGAAGCGCCUGGCUGAGGUGAAGGAUUCCCUGGACAUCGAGGUCAAACAGAACUUUAUUGAUCCCCUGCAGAACCUCUGUGACAAAGACCUGAAGGAGAUCCAGCACCACCUGAAGAAGCUGGAAGGGCGGCGCCUGGACUUCGACUACAAGAAGAAGCGCCAGGGGAAGAUCCCGGACGAGGAGCUCCGACAGGCCAUGGAGAAGUUUGAGGAGUCCAAGGAGGUGGCAGAGACCAGCAUGCACAACCUGCUGGAGACUGAUAUCGAGCAGGUGAGCCAGCUCUCGGCGCUGGUGGACGCCCAGCUGGACUAUCACCGCCAGGCCGUGCAGAUCCUGGACGAGCUGGCCGAGAAACUCAAGCGCAGGAUGAGGGAGGCCUCCUCCCGCCCCAGGCGGGAAUACAAGCCCAAGCCCAGGGAGAGCUACGACUUCGGAGAGAGCGACCAGUCCAACGGGGGCUUCUCCUGCAACCCCACCCCCAAAGUCUCAGCUUCCUCCUCUUUCCGGUCGGACAAACCUUCCCGGGCCUCCGUCAGGAGUAUCCCCCCCCUGGACCAGCCCUGCUGCAAAGCCCUGUACGACUUCGAGCCGGAGAACGACGGCGAGCUGGGCUUCAAGGAGGGCGACAUCAUCACCCUGACGAACCAGAUCGACGAGAACUGGUACGAGGGGAUGAUCCACGGCCACUCCGGCUUCUUCCCGCUCAACUACGUGGAAGUGCUGGUGCCGCUACCUCAGUGAGCCCCCCCCGCCAUUCCCGCCUUUCCCGCCAUUCCAGCCACCGCCAGGGAACAACCAGAAGGGUCCCCCUCGGCCCCUUCCCUUCCCCCCCUCGGGAAUUUGGGGGUUUUGGUUUUUUUGUUUUGUUUUCUGUGUUUUUCGGGGUUUUUUUUUUUGUCCUCCUGGUGCUUGAACUUCGGUACUUUGCUCGUCCUCUCUCCCCCCACACACACACACACACCCCGGCACGGGCCUCUCUCCCUUCUCCAG